AACCCCCGCCUCCGCCGGGAUUUCGAGUUUGGGAAGAGGCGUUCCCAGGCCAGCUCCCGGUGCCUGGGCUUUAAACGUCCGAGCACCCCAGAGGGAAGGGGUGGGCGUGGAGACCAGGAAAAAGGAACCGAGGCAGCUUGGUUUGCAGCCCUCUUGCACAAGGAACGGCCAUUAGGACGUCCGCAGGCCAAGAGCCUGCUGGUCAUAGCGUCGCCCAAGGACGUACAAACCUCAAGACCUGUUGACGACGAGCCAGGAACACGCCCUUGGAUUCACCCUCCGGUGAUAAACUGCAUUCAGUUGUGUGUGCAAGAUUGGAAAGAGUUGGCGUGAUUAGAAAUUGAUUCCCUGUAAAGGUUUAUUGAAGUCAAAAUGUCUAAAAAAAUAUGUGGCGGUUCUGUGGUAGAGAUGCAAGGAGAUGAAAUGACCCGAAUCAUUUGGGAAUUAAUUAAAGAAAAACUCAUUUUUCCCUAUGUGGAAUUGGAUCUGCAUAGCUAUGACUUAGGCAUUGAGAAUCGUGAUGCCACCAAUGACCAGGUGACCAAGGAUGCUGCCGAAGCCAUAAAGAAGUACAACGUUGGCGUCAAGUGUGCUACUAUCACCCCUGAUGAGAAGAGGGUAGAGGAGUUCAAGCUGAAGCAGAUGUGGAAAUCGCCGAACGGCACCAUCCGAAAUAUUCUGGGUGGCACUGUCUUUAGGGAAGCUAUCAUCUGUAAAAAUAUCCCCCGGCUCGUGAGUGGGUGGGUAAAGCCCAUCAUCAUAGGUCGUCAUGCUUAUGGGGAUCAAUACAGAGCAACUGACUUUGUUGUUCCUGGGCCUGGAAAAGUAGAAAUAACCUACACACCAAGUGAUGGGACCCAAAAGGUGACAUAUGUGGUACAUAACUUUGAAGAGGGUGGUGGUGUUGCCAUGGGGAUGUACAAUCAAGAUAAGUCGAUAGAAGAUUUUGCACACAGUUCCUUCCAAAUGGCUCUGGCUAAGGGCUGGCCUUUGUAUCUGAGCACCAAAAACACUAUUCUGAAGAAAUAUGAUGGACGUUUUAAAGACAUCUUUCAGGACAUAUACGAGAAGCAGUACAAACCCCAGUUUGAAGCCCAGAAGAUCUGGUAUGAGCAUAGGCUCAUCGAUGAUAUGGUGGCCCAAGCUAUGAAAUCAGAGGGAGGCUUCAUCUGGGCCUGUAAAAACUACGACGGUGACGUGCAGUCAGACUCUGUGGCCCAAGGUUAUGGCUCUCUUGGCAUGAUGACCAGUGUGCUGGUUUGUCCUGAUGGCAAAACAGUAGAAGCAGAGGCUGCCCACGGGACUGUAACACGUCACUACCGCAUGUACCAGAAAGGACAGGAGACAUCCACCAAUCCCAUUGCUUCCAUUUUUGCCUGGACUAGAGGAUUAGCCCAUCGAGCAAAGCUUGAUAACAAUAAAGAGCUUGACUUCUUCGCAAAGGCUCUGGAAGACGUCUGCAUUGAGACCAUUGAGGCUGGCUUUAUGACCAAGGACUUGGCUGCUUGCAUUAAAGGUUUACCCAACGUGCAACGUUCGGACUACUUGAAUACAUUUGAGUUCAUGGACAAACUUGGAGAAAACUUGAAGAUAAAGCUAGCUCAGGCCAAACUUUAAGGGUACACUUGGCCUUAAGAGGAUAAGUGUUCUAUGGUAACUAGGUCCACAGGUUUACAUUUUUCUGUAUAACACUCAAAAGUAAAGGCAAAAUCAAUUUUGUAACUUGGUUAAAAGCCAGAGUUUAUCUUUUCUAUAAGUUUACAGUCUUUUUCUUACAUACAUACAGUUACUGCCUCCUCAUGAAGGUGGCAGGACACUUUUUUAAAUUUUAUUUUAUUUUCUAGUAGCAGCCAAGAAAUUACUUUAGUACUCAGUUGUAUUCACUGUCACUUUUUCUCAUGUUUCAGUAUAAAUGACCAAAAUCAAGAGUGCUUGAAAGGGUAAAUGACAGCCACAGUAUUGUUCCCUAAAAUAUGUGUAAGGUAGAAAUUUACUCCCUUCCUCACUUGCCUUUAACCUUGGACACUGGGAGGAUUUGGUGUUACAGAUAUUCCCUAGGUGAGGUAGAGCUAUUCGUUGUAUUUGUACAUGAUUGGAACAAACAUGUUGAAAACACUGCAGUUGUUUUUUGCAAAGAGCUCUUGAUAAAUGUUUUGAAUACAGUAAAUAUAUUUGAGGCCACUGGAGAGUUGGAAUCCAAAAUAAAUACUACCUGGAGGUUUGUUCUCUGUGUUCGACCUUUCCUCCUCCUGGCCUGGUCUGAGUGUUAUGCUACCCUAAAUAGCAUAUUUCAUCCACGUGCAAUAACGUAAGCUGCACCUUUUUUUUUUGGAACUCUGCUGGCCUGUUUCAUUUCUUUUAUAUAAAUGUGAUUUCUCAGAAGAUGAUAUUAAACACUAUUCUAGUUCUGUUCUUCAGCUGAAUUGUUCAUUAAAAUUAAUGCUAAUGACUA
Tupaia belangeri chinensis (Chinese tree shrew) is the source of this 2452-nucleotide messenger RNA. RefSeq names its product isocitrate dehydrogenase (NADP(+)) 1 (gene IDH1). NCBI's taxonomy places the organism in Eukaryota, Metazoa, Chordata, Mammalia, Scandentia, Tupaiidae. Gene Ontology annotation, biological process: NADP+ metabolic process; isocitrate metabolic process. Bases 373 to 1617 code for a protein of 414 amino acids. Gene Ontology annotation, cellular component: peroxisome; cytosol; mitochondrion. The record is from RefSeq and is a predicted model, not a curated record. Gene Ontology annotation, molecular function: NAD binding; isocitrate dehydrogenase (NADP+) activity; magnesium ion binding. The transcript has 11 exons.